Triplophysa dalaica is the source of this 2170-nucleotide messenger RNA. RefSeq lists its product as uncharacterized. The coding region runs from base 115 to 939 and encodes 274 amino acids. Gene Ontology annotation, molecular function: S-adenosylmethionine-dependent methyltransferase activity. The record is from RefSeq and is a predicted model, not a curated record. NCBI's taxonomy places the organism in Eukaryota, Metazoa, Chordata, Actinopteri, Cypriniformes, Nemacheilidae. The transcript has 6 exons.
GGAACAGGCUAGCCUGAAAAAACAGAUCUGGCUCCUCCCAUUGUUUCCCUCCCAGAAGUUUUGCAGACAGUUAAAAUCUCCUGUUUGGUAGAAAAGCCACACAGCUUUUUGCAAAUGGCUGUACGUUUGUUUGAGGGUAAAGAACAUGCGUCCUCAUACUGGAAGAACAGGAUAUCUCCUUCUGAAGAGCUCAUCAGCAAGAUUAUGCAGUUUCUCAUGACUAAUAAAGAGUCACCCUAUGACCUGGCAGUGGACGUUGGUUGUGGGUCAGGACAAGGAACCUUGCUCUUGGCACCAUAUUUUGCUCAUGUGGUGGGGACAGACAUCAGUCCUGCUCAACUGGAGAUGGCAAGGAAGCAUGUUAGUUCCACAAAUAUCGAAUACAGGGAAUGUCCAGCCGAGGAACUGCCUUUUGAAGAUGGCUCCAUAGAUCUUGUGACGUCCAUGUCAGCGUUUCAUUGGUUUGAUCAUUCACCUUUCCUUCAAGAGGCUCACAGAGUCCUGAAGCCUCACGGCUGCCUCGCGCUUAUUAACUACACUAUGGACAUGGAACUUAGCUAUGGAGACUGUUCAGAGGCUUUAAACCUCAUCUGCAAAGAGUUUUAUGCUGCCCUGCUGCCAUACCGGAACCCUUACCUAGGUCCCAGCUCUUUUAAUCUUUACAAACAAACCUACAACUCUCUUCAGUAUCCAGUCAAAGAAUGGCAGGAGAUGUUUUGGGUGAAGAAAGCUGUCCCUUUCUCUGGCUACAUUGGCAUGGUGGAGUCUUUUUCGAGUUUCCAGGCUCUCCUAGAAAAAGAUCCUGAAGAGGCCAGACGGCUCUCACAGGACAUCACAAAGAGACUGCUGCGUGCAAUGGGUGUGACAUCAUUAGAGACAGAGGUUGUCAUGGGAGUGAAAUACUUCUAUCUGCUUGGCUGCAAACCUGCAGACGAUUGACUGCUUUUUGUGUAUUGUCUCCGGCUCAGCGUAAACUCAGUACCAUAACAAAAUAUUAUAUAUUAUUUAGGUGUUCAUAAUAAUCACCUGAUUUAAAAUAAAGAUUUUGUUCACUGUUGAUUUAUUUAUUAACACCAUCAACAAAUCAGUAAAGAUAACAGUAAAGAUAACAUUAGCAAAUAUUCUGUAAAGCAAACUGGAUAUCACUAAUAUCACAUAUAACCGACUGAAUGGUGAAUAGUGAAUUCUUCCGAAUUAUUAUCAAUAUUUUUUACUGCAGUUUAAACCAUGCCACAACUAACCUAAACAUAUAAAUAUGUUUGUUAUGUGAAUCAUUUUGAUUUUGAAAUGUGUAUCAAUAAUCUUGUCAUUUGCUGAUUAAAUUGCGUGUUGUAUUUAGAUUAAAUGAGUCACAAUAAUUGAAAUGUAUUUGUACUCUCAUCCACCAGGGUGCAGUGUUGACUUGCGCAUGUAGGGCUCCUCACCAUUUAAGGUUGCCAGACACUGUCCAUGUGUGCUGAUGUAUAAUAAUUCCAUGGUACAGUGAUUAAACACAGGCUCACACAGCUUCAUAACACACAGAGAGACCCAAAAAAUUGAGAAAGACAUUUAUGUGUAAACAUUAAUUUUUUUUGUGUUUACCACAUUUGUUUUGAAAUCCUCUUUCUGUUUACUGUACACAAAUCAAAAUAUGAUGUAAUACUUUCUUUUUCUCUCAUAAUUUACAAGUGUAUUUGGGAACCCUGUUAAAUAAAAACCGCAUGUGCUGGUUGGGUAGGUUUUGAAGCAUGGUGGCUGGGUUGUGCUGGUUUAAACGGUCUAGAAGCUAGUUUAAAUUGGUGAUUUGCUGGUUUAAGCUGGUCCUGAGCAGCACAUGACCAUUUUAGGACCAACUUAAACCAGUACAUGACCAUUUUAAAACCAGCAAAUGACCAGCUUAAAGCAGCACAAACCAGCUACCAUGCUUCAAAACCUACCUAACCAACAUAUGCUGUUUUUUAUCAACAGAGAUUUCAACAUAAUGCUCUGCUGGAUUAUGAAGUGGGUGUAAAGUGUGUUAGUGGUUUCAAUUCAAUUUUAUUUAUAUAGCGCUUUUCACAUUGUGCAUUGUUCCAAAGCAGCUUUACAGGAGAAAAUAAGAAAAACACAGAAAAGGUAAAAGACAGCACAGCACAUAGUGUUUAUAGAACAAGCAAGAUCAUUCUAUAAAUAUAUUAUAUUUGUAUUGGCA